Molecule: messenger RNA, 636 nt
Organism: Hibiscus syriacus
Lineage: Eukaryota; Viridiplantae; Streptophyta; Magnoliopsida; Malvales; Malvaceae
Exons: 5
Coding region: 65-358 (97 amino acids)
Source: RefSeq, a predicted model, not a curated record
UCUCCGGAAAUCCCUUUCUUUCUUCUCUCUCUCCCCCUCUUCCUAAAAAAAAGUAACUAUCAAGAUGGCUACUUUGUUGGCGGCUGCAGGUCGCAGAGCUGCUACUCUAGCAAGAACAUCGGCUCCGUCUCAAGCUGCCUUUCUCAUUCCUCGCCGUGGUCUUGCUGGCGCUGCUGAUCACCAUGGACCCCCGAAGGUUAAUUGUUGGCAAGACCCACUGAACCCAUCGAAAUGGAAAGAAGAACACUUCGUUAUCGUCUCGAUAUCUGGUUGGGGUCUGCUUUUCUUCAGUGGAUACAAGUUCUUCACUAAAGGCAAAGGCAAGAAGGAAGAGAACAUGGUGGAAACGGCACAUUAAAGAGGUUGAAGCUUGUACUUUUUGACAAUAAUGCAUGAAUAAUGUAUGGCUGGAACUUUCAUGUCCUUGGGUAUAACUUUUCUUUGCUGUUUUCUUUUUCUGUUGGAGAAUGGUUACCGAGUAAAUUCAGAGUUCAGAUUCUUAUCAGUGAACAUACAGCCUGUUUCAUUGGCUUGUCCUGUUGGUAAUGGGAUGUAACAGUUUUUAAGACCCAAAUUCUGUCGAUGAAUUGGAACAGUUAAUGAACUAUGCAUUUGUGCAUGUUAUCUUGAUUUUAA